GGCAUGCGGUGACGUAAUCACCGCAAGCACCGCCCACGCCUCGAGAGCGCCUCAGCGGAGCCCAGUUUGUGAGGAAAUCCUGAAGUAAAAAGUGCAGAUUUUCAGCUCCCGGACCCUGCGGACACUCCGGACACUCCGGACACUCCCGGACACUCCCGGACCCUGCGGACACUCCGGACACUCCGGACACUCCCGGACACUUCGGACACUCCAGACACUCCAGACACCGCCGGACACUCGUGCCACCUCCAGGAUGUCCCCUCCCGUGCCCGCGCUGACCCCCGAGCAGAAGAAGGAGCUGGCGUCCAUCGCCCAGCGCAUCGUGGCCCCCGGCAAGGGCAUCCUGGCCGCCGAUGAGUCCACUGGCAGCAUUGCCAAGCGGCUGAGCUCGGUGGGCGCCGAGAACACGGAGGAGAACCGGCGCUGGUACCGGCAGCUGCUCUUCACGGCCGACAAGCGCGUGGAGCCGUGCAUCGGCGGCGUCAUCCUCUUCCACGAGACCAUGUACCAGAAGGCCGACGACGGGCGCCCCUUCCCGCAGGUCAUCCGCGACAAGGGCGCCCUGGUGGGCAUCAAGGUGGACAAGGGCGUGGUGCCCCUGGCUGGCACCAACGGCGAGACCACGACCCAGGGGCUGGAUGGCCUCAUGGAGCGCUGUGCGCAGUACAAGAAGGACGGCGCUGACUUUGCCAAGUGGCGCUGCGUGCUGAAGAUCUCGGCGCACACGCCGACGCGCCUGGCCGUCAUGGAGAACGCCAACGUCCUGGCGCGCUACGCCAGCAUCUGCCAGCAGAACGGCAUUGUCCCCAUCGUGGAGCCCGAGAUCCUCCCGGACGGUGACCACGACCUCAAGACGUGCCAGUACGUCACCGAGAAGGUCCUGGCAGCCGUGUACAAAGCCCUCAGUGACCACCACGUGUACCUCGAGGGGACGCUGCUGAAGCCCAACAUGGUGACAGGGGGACACGCCUGUGCCACCAAGUACAGCCCCGAGGAGAUCGCCAUGGCCACCGUCACCGCCCUGCGCCGCACCGUGCCACCCGCCGUGCCAGGGAUCACGUUCCUGUCGGGGGGUCAGAGCGAGGAGGAGGCCUCUCUGAACCUGAACGCCAUCAACCGCUGCCCGCUGCCGCGGCCCUGGGCGCUGACCUUCUCCUACGGCCGCGCCCUGCAGGCCUCGGCCCUCAAGGCCUGGGCGGGCAAGAAGGACAACACCAAGGUGGCCCAGGAGGAGUACGUCAAGAGAGCCCUGGCCAACUCCCUGGCGUGCCAGGGCAAGUACACCCCGAGUGGCACCGCGGGGGCGGCGGCCAGCGAGUCCCUGUUCGUGUCCAACCACGCCUACUGACCGCUGACCGCUGCUGACCGCUGCUGACCAUCCGCUGACCACUGCUGACCAUCCGCUGACCAUCCGCUGACCACUGCUGACCGCAGCUGACCACUGCUGACCAUCCGCUGACCGCUGCUGACCGCUGCUGACCAUCCACUGACCAUCUGCUGACCACCCACUGACCAUCUGCUGACCACCCGCUGACCAUCCACUGACCAUCCGCUGACCAUCUGCUGACCACCUGCUGACCAUCCACUGACCCCUGACCCCUGCUGACCAUCCACUGACCACCUGCUGACCAUCCGCUGACCCCUGACCCCUGCUGACCACCUGCUGACCACUGACCAUCUGCUGACCACCUAUGGACUGCUGACCACCUGCUGACCACCCUGUGGCCACCCUGUGGCCACCCUGUGGCCACUGACCACCCUGUGGCCACCCUGUGACCACCCUGUGGCCACCCUGUGACCAUCCUGUGGCCACUGACCACCCUGUGGCCACCCUUGGGCCACUGACCAUCCUGUGGCCACCCUGUGACCACCCUGUGGCCACUGACCACCCUGUGGCCACCCUGUGACCACCCUGUGGCCACUGACCACCCUGUGGCCACCCUGUGGCCGCUGCCCCUGCCCCUCCCCGAGCAAUAAAGGUCGCGGAUGAACCCGGA
Vidua chalybeata is the source of this 1997-nucleotide messenger RNA. RefSeq names its product aldolase, fructose-bisphosphate A (gene ALDOA). Gene Ontology annotation, cellular component: cytosol. The transcript is spliced from 11 exons. Gene Ontology annotation, molecular function: fructose-bisphosphate aldolase activity. Lineage: Eukaryota; Metazoa; Chordata; Aves; Passeriformes; Viduidae. Gene Ontology annotation, biological process: fructose 1,6-bisphosphate metabolic process; glycolytic process. The record is from RefSeq and is a predicted model, not a curated record. Bases 254 to 1348 code for a protein of 364 amino acids.